AAACAACGCGGACGACAACAGCCGGUUUUACUUAAGGAGAGCAGACAACAACAGAUCGCUUUACUGAUAAACAAACAGCGAAGAAUCCAGGCGCUUCGACAUUGCGUGGUAGUCCUGCUUCGCGUCGCUGUUCUCUAAUAAAACAGCAUUGCCCGUUCAGGCUGCAUGACAGAGCGUUUUCGUGUAUCGCCGAUCCUUCGCUAAGACGAAAUGAACGCUGAACUAAGCGAGCGUGUGAAGGCCCGUUUGGUCGAAAGUGGAGAAGAAGAACGGAUUAGAGAACUUCUUAAAACGAGACUUGUUUCGUGUGGAUGGAAGGAUGAGUUGAAGGCCGAGGCCCGGAAACUCAUUAAAGAACGAGGCGUAAACAACGUUAAUGUGGAUGAGCUUCAUGCCCAUCUGAUGCCUAAAGCGCGAAGCACAAUUCCUGAUUCGGUGAAAAAAGAGCUCCUCUACGAAAUUCGCGAAUUCAUUAUGCGUAGCGGUGGCAUUCUCUAAGAGGACACAGUUACAAGCAGUGGGAAUGGAUGCGCUUACGUCGCACAGAGCGAAUCUCUGAUGCCACUGUUACGGACAGGUAAACACACACUUGUUUUAGAUCGAAGUUGCAUUUGUGGAAAACCUGUUAUUAUUAGCCGAUAACGAGGUAAACACUUGUUUUUCUGUAAGCAAAACAGUGUUCGGAUCGUAUUGAACCAUAGCAGAGACGUUAUACUAUAAUUAACUGUAUACUCAUUCUUCCACAACACGAAAUGGCUAGAGCAGGACUAAAUGAUGAUUAAAUAUUAAGGCUAAAGAAAUAGCCUUAUAGAGUAACACGAAUUUUGUAAAUAUGUAAAUAUAUAAUCGAAUAAAUAUGUACACAAAUA
Varroa destructor (honeybee mite) is the source of this 869-nucleotide messenger RNA. RefSeq names its product transcription and mRNA export factor ENY2-like. Gene Ontology annotation, biological process: positive regulation of DNA-templated transcription; mRNA export from nucleus. The record is from RefSeq and is a predicted model, not a curated record. NCBI's taxonomy places the organism in Eukaryota, Metazoa, Arthropoda, Arachnida, Mesostigmata, Varroidae. Gene Ontology annotation, molecular function: transcription coactivator activity. Gene Ontology annotation, cellular component: SAGA complex; nuclear pore.